AUGAGUACUCAUGUGCUGCAACAAACUAAUUCCAAAUGUGUAGCACCUAAUAAAUCACCAUUAGCAUCACCAAAGAAAUUUGGGCCAAGAAUUAGUAGCAAGGCAAUUCCAUUCAUGUACCGGAAAAAAGAUGGCGAUGAUGAUCAAGACACUGAGGCACCCGAAAUUGGAACUAAAGUGGAAACUGGAGGAUUUGGAGAAGGUGGGCUGUGGCAAAAAUCAAUCUUGAUGGGAGAGAGGUGUCAGCCACCGGAAUUUUCAGGUGUGAUAUUCUAUGACGGUCAUGGGAAUCAACAGUCUCAGAUGCCAAGGUCACCUAGGGCCAGUCCCUUGCCAAGUUUUUCAUUUCCAGCUGUCAAAGAUGCCAAUUAA
This is a messenger RNA of Dovyalis caffra, 372 nucleotides long. Lineage: Eukaryota; Viridiplantae; Streptophyta; Magnoliopsida; Malpighiales; Salicaceae. The record is from the annotation of a GenBank genome assembly.